Molecule: messenger RNA, 3287 nt
Organism: Suricata suricatta (meerkat)
Lineage: Eukaryota; Metazoa; Chordata; Mammalia; Carnivora; Herpestidae
Gene: RAB39B
Product: RAB39B, member RAS oncogene family
Exons: 2
Coding region: 204-845 (213 amino acids)
Biological process (GO): Rab protein signal transduction
Cellular component (GO): Golgi membrane
Molecular function (GO): GTPase activity; GTP binding
Source: RefSeq, a predicted model, not a curated record
GCCAUUUCAUCACCUCUGCGAGCGCAGCAUCCAUCCCUCGCUCUCCCUGCGCCUGGGCCUACCUCGCCUUGGGCUCCCAGGCCAGCGAUGCGCUCGCGGCCGCUCUAGAUCCGGACCAAGCGACGCGCUCCGAGGCCUCGGCUGGGCGCCCCUCUCGCCGCCCACGGCCGGCCCGGGCCGAGGAGACCCGCUGAUCUCCGGCCAUGGAGGCCAUCUGGCUAUACCAGUUCCGGCUCAUUGUCAUCGGGGAUUCCACGGUGGGCAAGUCCUGUCUGAUUCGCCGCUUCACCGAGGGCCGCUUUGCGCAGGUUUCGGACCCCACUGUGGGGGUGGAUUUUUUCUCCCGUCUGGUGGAGAUCGAGCCAGGAAAACGCAUCAAGCUCCAGAUCUGGGAUACCGCGGGUCAAGAGAGGUUCAGAUCCAUCACUCGCGCCUACUACAGGAACUCAGUAGGUGGCCUUCUCUUAUUUGACAUUACCAACCGCAGGUCCUUCCAGAAUGUCCAUGAGUGGUUAGAAGAGACCAAAGUACACGUUCAGCCCUACCAAAUUGUAUUUGUUCUGGUGGGUCACAAGUGUGACCUGGAUACACAGAGGCAAGUGACUCGCCACGAGGCAGAGAAACUGGCUGCUGCGUACGGCAUGAAGUACAUUGAAACAUCAGCCCGAGAUGCCAUUAACGUGGAGAAAGCCUUCACAGACCUGACGAGAGACAUCUAUGAGCUGGUUAAAAGGGGGGAUAUUACAAUCCAGGAGGGAUGGGAAGGGGUGAAGAGUGGAUUUGUACCAAAUGUGGUUCACUCUUCAGAAGAGGUUGUCAAGUCAGAGAGGAGAUGUCUGUGCUAGUCAGCCCUUUUAUUUCCCAAACAUGCUCUCCCACCUGAACUUAAAAGCGAUCAAAAUGAAGAGAAUCUUGCGUGACUGAAGAGAACUCAACCUCCAUUUUGCAUACAAGUGAGCCUCCUUCUCCAGGGGUCUCGGACAGGCCUUUGGUGAGGGGCGGGAGGGGUGGAUGUGGGAGCCUGGGUGCUGGGACCGAGGGGCUCAUUCCGGGCACUGUUUGUGGCCCAUUGGGAGCAGUGGCUGCUCCAUGCGCCCUCUGUGGACCACAUGUCAACGGGCUGAGGUUUGGGAAGCUGGGCCCCGGAAAAAUACACCCACAGACAGGACAGCUAUUUCUUGGUGUUUCAGCUCAUUCAUAGAUCAUAAACAUAAAUGUGUAAAGGGGGGUAAAGUAUCACAUUGGAAACAAUAAGCAAAACUAAAAAAGACUAUGAGAUCAACUUAAUCAGUGAGAAUAUCCCACACGGAGUGUGUGCGCAGGGGUUGGUGAAAAGGUACCAAUUAGCUUUCAAACAGCUCGUGUGUAAAAUGAGGGGCACGGACCAGCUAUUUACUAAGACCCUUUUGAGGCCUGUUGUAAAAAAAAAAAAGCUGUGUAUAUGAAAAGAGAAGUCCCUAUACAUAGUUUUUUUAGUCACAUUCCAGAAAACGCACACCCUUGUGAUAGAAUAACCAACUGUGUGAAAGAAACUGCAGAUUCCUAUCUAAGUAGAAAAAAGGGGCCCCGCAACCUGGGGUUUCCCCGCAGACGCAGCCAAGGCCUGAAAGCACACAAGCUUCGGGUCCCUUUGGUUGGUGGCGGCAACGGUUCAGGGCCUGGCUCUGCCAAGAGCCCUGAGGCAACAUUUGCUCCGCAAGUGGCCCCCCCCCGCCCCGCCCAUUAACAGCAGGCCUCUAAGGUUUCUCCCCCAUUUUACAGAAGAGUAAACUAAGAAGCAGGAGGCUCCUCACUCGGUCAAGGUGAAAGUCUCCUGACUCCUAGUUCUCGUUCCACCGCACCAGCUUGUCCCUGCUGUCCAAUGAAUGGCCUGUUAUUAAUUUGUUCGCUUUGGAAGAGAUAUGACUGUAAAUAAAUGAUCUCUACACGCUAGGGUGUUUCCUUCUUGCUUACGACUCAGCUGCCAUCGUGAGGGCGCCCGGGCAUGAAAUGAAGGUCAGGCCGAUUCAGGUAUUCCUGACAAGCGGGCUUUAGACGAGUGAGUACUUGCACAACUAUAAGACGUUAAAACCGCGUGGGCCACGUGUGUCCUUAUCACCGAGACACAGUGGACGUGUUAGCACAAGAACCAAGUGCAGCGAUGGGAGUGGGAUGGGGGUAAACACUCACCUCACAAUGACCUUGGCCACCUGUUGCCAUAUACUACGCUGGGUUCUUGUCUACCCUAGAGUCAGGUCCUAAUUCUCAGGUAAACAGAUGUCUAACUGCGUCAGAAAACUGAAAUGGUUGGCUUAAGGUUCCGUUACCUUCUCAAAGAGAGGUCAUGCUUUAAAUUAUUUUUCAGACUGUAGCCAGCUGAGCUAGGCAAAAGCCAUACUUUUCACAGUAAGAAAACAAUUCUGAAUCGUCAGGUUUCUCAUAUCCAUUGUGACAGGAAAGCCUGACAGUGGUAAAUUGCUUUGAAUGUGACUGAAUCUGAAAGUUCGAGAAUUUGCUUCGGCCACAAAGAAGAAGCCAAAUAACGAGAAUUAUGGCCACGAAUGCCUUGGACCAACCUGCGGCAUCAACCACACGUGACCCCCCCCCCCCUCUUCUACAUUCGUUUCACUCGACCUGGCCUGGGCGGUGUGAGUAGGCUGCCAGCAUUGUGGUUUUAGAAGGCAAAUAAAAGAUGGUGAACGGGAUUUACACAGAGUUUCAUCAACUAUUAUGUUUAGUUAUAUUAAGAAGAUUCUGAAAACAAGAGUAUCCAGUGGAUAAAUGAGUGUUUUCAGUGGAUUCUGUCAGUUCAAACAAAAGGAUAGAAAUAAAACUUCAUGGUUUUCUUGUCUAAAAGACAUUCUAUGUAUACUUUUUCCAUUCCUUGCAUUUUUAAAGGCAGGUUUGAAAAUACUCAGCAUAGGAUCCAGCAAAGGUGGCUGAGCUUAAUCGCUUAAACAAGCUCUAGAAACUUUAAAAAUCAUUUUAGUAGAAUUCAGUGCUGUUGUCACUGCAAUAAGUGGGUUUUAGAAACGGAGUGUGAAAAAAUCAGGUGUCAAUACGAUACUAAGGAUAAAGCUUUAGAAGCUAUUUUACUACAUAGGUAAAGAAAAGAUCAACUAACUUGUAACAAAGACUACAACUGCAUGUUGGAUUGGAUUGUCUCAUAUUCCAGAAUAAAAUGUACUGUAUCCUCUUUCUCGCUUUGUUGUGCACUGUAAUGAAAUGUGGAAAAAUGUUUUCUUUAACUGUAUGUGAAUGAGAAUUUGCUUGUAUUUAGUAAAAUGGUUGAUUAUGUGACUGUGAAA